GAUGUCCCCCGUGUCCUGCGCAUGCGUACGGUGCGCUGUCUGACCUUGCCUGCAGUCACCAUGUUGUCCCGCAGCACUGUCCUCAUCUUCCAGCCGCAAUGGGGCCAAGUCAGGAGCAUGGCAACUCUAAAAGACAUUACCAGACGCUUGAAAUCCAUCAAGAACAUUCAAAAGAUUACAAAGUCCAUGAAGAUGGUGGCAGCAGCAAAGUAUGCCAGAGCUGAAAGGGAACUAAAGCCAGCUCGUGUAUAUGGAACGGGAGCUCUGGCUUUGUAUGAGAAAGCUGAAAUUAAAUCUCCUCAAGACGAAAAGAAGCACCUGCUCAUUGGCAUUUCCUCUGACAGAGGGCUGUGUGGUGGUAUUCAUUCCAGUGUGGCAAAAUAUAUUAAGAAUGAAAUAGCUACUCUUUCUGGGACUGGAAAGGAUGUUAUGGUGGUUGGUGUUGGGGACAAGCUGAGAGGAAUUCUCCAAAGGUCUCAUGGAUCGCAUUUGCUUCUGACCUUUAAAGAAGUUGGUAGAAAACCCCCUACCUUUGGUGAUGCUUCAGUCAUUGCAUCUGAGCUGCUGAACUCUGGAUAUGAAUUUGACCAAGGAUCUGUUGUGUUUAAUAGAUUCAGAUCCGUCAUUUCCUACAGGACAGAGGGAAAGCCAGUUUUCUCUCUAGAAACCGUUUCAAAUUCAGAAAGUAUCAGUGUCUAUGAUGAUAUUGAUGCUGAUGUGUUGAGAAACUAUCAGGAGUAUGCUUUGGUAAAUAUUAUCUAUUACACUCUGAAAGAGUCUGCUACAAGCGAGCAGAGUGCCAGGAUGACUGCUAUGGACAACGCAAGCAAGAAUGCCUCUGACAUAAUUGAAAAGCUGACCUUAACAUUCAAUCGCACUCGUCAAGCUGUCAUCACCAAGGAACUCAUUGAGAUCAUUUCUGGUGCUGCUGCUCUGGGGUGAAAUGAAUGUCAGCGUGAUCCAAGGUCAUAAGAUAAUGUACCAACUGUUUGUCAUGACGUCUGAUUUUAAAUGCCUCAGCAAGUGGUGGUCCAGUUUAUGAAGAAAACAAUAUUUGUAAAUUAUAUUACAAUAAACAGCUUACAUGGACAGAA
Pelobates fuscus (common spadefoot toad) is the source of this 1094-nucleotide messenger RNA. It is a transcript of the gene ATP5F1C, whose product is annotated as ATP synthase F1 subunit gamma. Gene Ontology annotation, biological process: proton motive force-driven ATP synthesis. NCBI's taxonomy places the organism in Eukaryota, Metazoa, Chordata, Amphibia, Anura, Pelobatidae. The transcript is spliced from 10 exons. The coding region runs from base 22 to 942 and encodes 306 amino acids. The record is from RefSeq and is a predicted model, not a curated record. Gene Ontology annotation, molecular function: proton-transporting ATP synthase activity, rotational mechanism.